GAAAUUUUAGAUGAUUCUCUGAAGAAUAUAUGCAAGAAUUAUUCGAAGAUACAGCACAAAGUCCGACUAAAAUAAACAAUCCCUAUGGCCCAGAAAUAACAAACGAAGAAGUAACUAUGGCCAUUAAGCGGAUUAAAGAUGGGAAAUUACCAGGACCUGAUGAGGUGCAUGGUGAAAUCUUAAAUCUAUUAGAGUCACACGAAAUCACAGCUCUUACGAAGCUAUUCAACAACAUCUACUACGAGACUUGUUACUUACCAAAAGACUGGCUACUAUCAAUAUUCAUUCCACUUCCUAAAAAAGCCAACGCCAGAAAAUGUGAAGAACAUUAGAUAUGCAGACGAUACAGUGUUACUGGAAGAUAGUGCACAUGGGCUCCAAAGGAUAAUGGAUAACGUUGUAGAAGCAUGUAACAAAUACGGCCUAA
This is a messenger RNA of Diabrotica balteata, 427 nucleotides long. Lineage: Eukaryota; Metazoa; Arthropoda; Insecta; Coleoptera; Chrysomelidae. The record is from the annotation of a GenBank genome assembly.